Messenger RNA from Vicugna pacos (alpaca), 5655 nucleotides. It is a transcript of the gene SMAD3, whose product is annotated as SMAD family member 3. Gene Ontology annotation, biological process: positive regulation of transcription by RNA polymerase II; cell differentiation; transforming growth factor beta receptor signaling pathway. Gene Ontology annotation, cellular component: heteromeric SMAD protein complex. The record is from RefSeq and is a predicted model, not a curated record. Lineage: Eukaryota; Metazoa; Chordata; Mammalia; Artiodactyla; Camelidae. Gene Ontology annotation, molecular function: RNA polymerase II cis-regulatory region sequence-specific DNA binding; I-SMAD binding; DNA-binding transcription factor activity, RNA polymerase II-specific.
UGGAAGAAGGGCGAGCAGAACGGGCAAGAGGAGAAGUGGUGCGAGAAGGCGGUCAAGAGUUUGGUCAAGAAGCUCAAGAAGACGGGGCAGCUGGACGAGCUGGAGAAGGCCAUCACCACGCAGAACGUCAACACCAAGUGCAUCACCAUCCCCAGGUCCCUGGACGGCCGGCUGCAGGUGUCCCACCGAAAGGGGCUCCCCCAUGUCAUCUACUGCCGCCUGUGGCGAUGGCCCGACCUGCACAGCCACCACGAGCUGCGGGCCAUGGAGCUGUGUGAGUUUGCCUUCAACAUGAAGAAGGACGAGGUCUGCGUGAAUCCCUACCACUAUCAGAGGGUGGAGACCCCAGUUCUACCUCCCGUGUUGGUGCCACGCCACACAGAGAUCCCGGCCGAGUUCCCCCCGCUGGACGACUACAGCCAUUCCAUCCCUGAAAACACUAACUUCCCCGCGGGCAUCGAGCCCCAGAGCAAUAUUCCAGAAACCCCACCCCCGGGCUACCUGAGUGAAGAUGGAGAGACCAGUGACCACCAGAUGAACCACAGCAUGGAUGCAGGUUCUCCAAACCUCUCCCCGAAUCCGAUGUCCCCGGCACACAAUAACUUGGACCUGCAGCCCGUGACCUACUGCGAGCCGGCCUUCUGGUGCUCCAUCUCCUACUAUGAGCUGAACCAGCGCGUCGGGGAGACAUUCCACGCCUCGCAGCCGUCCAUGACGGUGGACGGCUUCACCGACCCCUCGAACUCGGAGCGCUUCUGCCUGGGGCUGCUCUCCAACGUCAACAGGAACGCGGCGGUGGAGCUGACGCGGAGACACAUCGGGCGAGGUGUGCGACUGUACUACAUCGGAGGGGAGGUCUUCGCAGAGUGCCUCAGCGACAGUGCCAUCUUUGUCCAGUCUCCCAACUGUAACCAGCGCUACGGCUGGCAUCCAGCCACCGUCUGCAAGAUCCCACCAGGAUGCAACCUGAAGAUCUUCAACAACCAAGAGUUUGCCGCCCUCCUGGCUCAGUCCGUCAACCAGGGCUUCGAGGCCGUGUACCAGCUGACGCGCAUGUGCACCAUCCGCAUGAGCUUCGUCAAGGGCUGGGGCGCCGAGUACAGGAGACAGACGGUGACCAGCACCCCCUGCUGGAUCGAGCUGCACCUGAAUGGGCCUCUGCAGUGGCUGGACAAGGUCCUCACCCAGAUGGGCUCCCCAAGCAUCCGCUGUUCCAGUGUGUCUUAGAGACAGUGGGUGUGAAGGGGGCGGGAGGGGAGGGUGGGCUUGGGGGAAACGGCCAGGUAGGAGGUGGAGAAACCAGAACUCAACUCACUGUUGUCAAGGAAGAAGAAAUUUUUCUCCCUCAACCAAAGUGGCACCAGCCUGUUUUCCAAAACACAAAAACAAACCCAGAGAGGGAUUUUUAUGAACAGCUGUGUCUGCUGAAUACAUUUGCCCUUCGGCCCCAGUUUGAAGGGCAAGAAAUGGCUUCUGCUCUGGUCGCUGGAGCACAGACAGGUAGCAGUUCCCCACCUGCCCCCUCCCCCAGCCCCCUUCUUUUUUAAUGAAAGCAAACUGGGGUGUCACUGUCCAACAGGAAAUGGCCCUCUGUUCAGGACCAGAGUGUGGAAGUCACCUUGGGUGUUCUAGGGAGGGAGACGCCUGCAGAGGCAUGAGCACACCUCGGACACAGCCCCCCUCUUCACCGAGCGUUCCAGAACCCCCGGCAGCAGCAGACCGAAUACCCUGGGGGCUGGAUCGACUUGGGCCAGGGAGGGGGCUUGUCUGUCCCCACCCCUCAGAGCACACCGAGUGGCAUGGCGCGAGCGGGCGUGUUAUGGACGGGCACACACAGAUGGUGGGAAAAGGCGGCAAGGCAACUCUUCUUUAAAAAUGCUCUUAAAGUUGUCCUCACAUUCAACAGUUGGAAGGCUCUGUUGAGGCUCAGUACAUACGCAAUGUAUAGUUUAUACCAUCACGUUAAUCUCAAAGAGAUUUGACUGGCGUGGAGUAUUUACACAAAGCAAGAGGCAGUGUCCGUGAGGGCGUUCGGCUGAAGGCAGCACUACGGUGUGCGGGGUCUUGAGUCCCCUGUAAGCGCUCACUCCGUAUUCUCAUGCAUUCGGCUAUCCUGGUGGAUGUCGUCACUUGCAUUAAUUAAAUUAACUUGAUUGUAUGCUCUUUACAACGUUUGUUUUCUAUUAAAAAGCAAACCAAGCAACCCUGGGUUGGCACACUGGCUGGGAAACCAGAGCGGACACCCAGCAACUUCUCUCCCAGCGUGAAGCUUCUCCAGGCUUUGUAGAGAAGACACCUGCCAGCACUUUUGGAAGCUGAAAUGAACAGAAGCAAAUUCACCAGGAGGGAAAAAUCUCAGGCCAACAUAGGCAAGUGAAAGGGCUAUUAAAAAAUUUUUUUUUUACACCUUUGAAAAUUGCAGGCUUGGUGCAAAGAAGUCUGUCAUCUUUCUCCUGGGACAUGAAAUUAUCUGGCUCACGGUAGAGGCUCAUCAGAGACAAGUGUGGCAGUUAUCUGGUGUCAUAAGUACUGCUCCCAGUGGCAAUUAGUGAGAAAACGAUUAUAAAUUAUUUCAACUGGAAAAAAAAAAAGAGCCCUCUUUACUGGCCUUUUGCAGAACACAGCAGACAGGAUUGCCGCUUGCAACUGGUACUUUAUUCUUUGCUGCUGUUUUUUGUAUGAAAUGACUUAUGCCAUAUUUUUGCAUGGAUUUCUACCAGGAAAAAUAAAGGGAUUUCCUAUGGAAGUCCUGUCUUAUUCCAGGUGAAGGGAAGAAAGUGUCUACUCUUGGCAGGUAUAAACCUCAACUGUGAUGACAUUUCUGAUGUUUAUGGAGAUGUUGGGGGCCUCCCGGCGCCUCACUUGCAGGGUCCUGGGCCUCUGAAGCUCCAGCCUUGAGGUUUCCAGGUAGGAGAGCUACUUGCCAAGCCUCUGGAGGACACAGGAAGAGACGGAAGGAGCAUCUUGCCAGACCUGGGCUAGUCUUCGUGCAGGGCUGUUGACACGGAGCCCAGAGACAAUGCGUGACCCUUCACUCCACCUGAGAGGGUCAGAUCUGCAGGUCUGACGUUUGUGCCUGGUGUGAAAUAACUGUGAACGGCUUCUUGCAGAGUCAGGAAGCCGUCUGAACCUCCUGGAUGUGCGAUCCUGCUCCCAGUCAGGUCUGAGACUCGCGGUAUGAAUUACUUAUUCUGUUUCGGCCUUGGCCGGAGCAGUCGUGGUGCCCCCUCUAAAAGCCAUGGGCAGCAGCCUCUGAGGGCCUGCGUUCUCCACCUGCUUCGUGAGCCCCUCUGAAGGCUUCCUGUGGCGCACCGCUGUCCCCCAGCUACUUGGGAACUGGCCUCAGGUACAGCCCAGUUUGGGCGAUCCAGUGGUCACGUCUGGCUGCAUUCGGAUGGUGUCUUAGAACCCUCGAUGCUCAAGGCUACUUCUAGGAGGUAUGAAGUGUUAGUAUUGUGUUUUUCCAAAAGCUACUUACUUGGCCCUUUAUAGAUGAGACGCUGGAGGAGGAUGCGUGAGGAAAAGGCGGGGCAGCCCCCCUGCAGCACCACUGAGGGUAGGACCUGGUUUCCCUGCUGUGGAGGCACUGUGAGACCUGUGUAGUAGGAGUCUCCUUCAAGUCAGAAGAAGAGUUUUAAAAUCUUUUGCAUAAAAGGCAUUUAUACAUUAAAAGUUUUUAAAGGACAGCUGAACGGGGCAAGAGGAAAUCAGGGCAGGUCUGGCGGGGAGGGGGUUGGGAACAGUAGCUGGGGGUUAGCAUUUUAAGUGCAGUCGCCUAGGCUGCACGACCUGCCCUGUGCCCCUGCCCCGGGCUGCCCGCCAGGCCGCCGGCACCUUGCGGCUUGUGCUGACGCUGACCUGACAGCCCCUCCAGCCUGCCUGGGGGUGGCGGGUGCAGAGCCUGGCCUCGGCACCUCCCCAGGAGCCAACUUCUGGUCCCUCUCCUCUCCUCCCGGCGUCCUCCCCCCUCCUAACUUUAUUUAGUACUUGGAGCCUUCCCGUGCCAGUAGGCAGCCGCCCGGCGGUUCGGGUUACCGGCCUGUGCUGGCCCGUCAUCUGGGCUGGCCCCCUUCCUGGCAGGCCGCGGAAGACCUGACAUUUUGAGACAAGCCCAGAGUCAGGAGCGGGGGGCUUGGACUCUUCUCUUAGGAGGAACACACAUGAGGGCAAGGCUGCUGGCAGACUUUUCCAUUGUCCUUAUGUUGUCUGUGCUGUAUUUUUAUAUUGACCGUGGUGAUUAUUUUUUUAAAUCAUUGUUAAUGUAUUGGAAUGAGCUGUAUAGCACGUAUCUUGUGCUUAGUUUGUUUUUCUCCAUCUCCCUUUGGCUUCCUAGAGUUUGGAUAUAUUCCAGGGCUAAAUGCUUUUACUCAAACCGCAGAAAGAGGUUUUCUUUAAGUAAUGUGUGCAUGUCAAGCAUGUGUGUGAGGCGCUUGGGGAAAAGGCAGAUAUCUGGUUUCAUUCUCAGCCCCAAGCUGCCCUUUCGGAGGCUCCGUGCGGGUCUGCAGGGCCGGAGCUCCCACCAGGCCACUCUCCGGAGCCUUUAGGAGGGAGGGGCAGGACGCUGCAGCCUGCUCGUGCUUGUUUACCAAGGGGGUGACUAGUAGCAAGAGCAGGCACGAGUUUAGUUCUGGACCCUCUGCCUUACUGUGUGACUUCAAGUGGCAGAGGUGGGAGUUUUCCCCAAAUUUCCAUCUUUGCUAGAAGAAAACUUCGACUUAACACAGCCAAGUUGUACCAUUUUUCUUCGUGUGGCAUAGACACUCCCCUCUAGAACCCUUUCAAGUAAGUCUUUCAGGAGUAUCGGCCACUUCUCACGUGGGUGGGAACGCAGAGAAAUGGACACAAGAGGAUAUGGAUCAAAAUCAGACGGAAGAGUCGGGAAAUGACUUGGUACACAGGCAACCUUCCAGAAACACGGCUAUCAAUCACACAGAGAUACUCGCCUAUUGUGUAAACUGGAUUGAGAAACUCAAGUGAUUUUUUUUUAAUGCUUAAGUAAUGCCCACGUGAGCAUUCUGUUGUUUUUAUAUUUAUGUAAUAAUUUCUUAAAACCAUUCAAGACAGAUAACUAUUUAAUUUGUUGAAGGAAGAGUCUCCUCCCGAGGACAGCAGCUGGGAAGAGGUGGGGGCACAGCCAGUUCUGAAUGGCGCUGGAGGGCGCGGUGGCUUCUUGGCUCAGCAUCGAGAGCCACCCUCCCCCCUCCCCCCAGGCUGGGGUGACUGGCAGCAUGUGACACAGGCAGCUCGGAGUCAGAUGGAGGCCCUUCCGCAGGGUCCUCUGAACCAAGCCCCUCUCCCUUCCCAGCGGUGAGAACUUGACAGAGGGAGGGAGCCCCUUCCUCCCGGAAGCCUUCACCCACCCUCGCUGCUGCUCUUGCGACUGGGCUGGUCGGUGCGGGAUCGCUCUGGUGUGCGUUUGGGUGGGGAAGACGCUGUGGAGGACGUUGAUUACCUUCACUUCUCAGCCCGCCUGACCUUUUAAUACCUUUGUAAAAAGCAUGUAUGUAUUUAUAGUGUUUUAGAUUUUUCUAACUUUUGUAUCUUAAGAGCAGCGCCCCUGUCGAAGCAUUGUACCCCUACUGUUAAAGACCUGUGUCCUCUCUCCUCCUCUCCCUCCAUAAGUGCCCUUCUAAUAAACUUUUCAUUGCAAAGCUG